AUGGGAACUCUGCGCUUCACCGUUGAUUCGGUCGACUGGGCGCGCAUCGAGCUGCUGGACCGCAUCUUCUCCACCACGAAGAGCAUCAUCAUUGGAGUUGCUUGUGGGACGGGCCUUGUACUUUUGGCUCUCAUUGCAUUCCUUGUUUUCAACAAAUUUAAGCAUCGGAGGGCCCAAAUGUCGGAAGGGAAGUAUUUCCAGCGAAACCGUGGGCAAUUGCUGCGACAAUUGGCAUCUCAAAGAGCUGAUGUUUCAGAGAAAAUGAUCAUGACCUUGAAAGAGCUAGAGAAGGCAACAAACAAUUUUGAUCAAGGUCAUGAAAUUGGUAGUGGUGGGCAUGGUACUGUGUACAAAGGGAUUUUGCCUGACCUCCAUGUUAUAGCUAUUAAAAAACCAAAGACGGUAUCUCAAAGGGAGACUGAUGAGUUUAUUAACGAGGCUGCUAUCCUAUCACAAAUUAACCACAAGAAUGUGGUAAAACUAUAUGGUUGUUGCCUUGAAACCGAAGUCCCAUUGUUAGUCUACGAGUUCAUAUCCAACGGAACUCUUCGUGAUCAUCUUCAUGUUGAAGGACCGAUAUCAUUAUCAUGGGAUGACAGGCUACGAAUAGCAACAGAAACGGCCAGAUCGCUAGCCUAUCUUCACUCGGGAACUUUAAUACCAAUCAUCCAUGGAGAUAUCAAGCCUGCUAACAUACUUCUGGAUGAUACUCUAACAACAAAGAUAGCAGACUUUGGAACUUCAAGAUACAUUCCAUUGGAGAAAUCAGGGUUAACAACAAUGGUGCAAGGCACACUAGGAUAUGUAGACCCAGUGUAUUUGCACACAGGGCGCCUCACAGCAAAAAGUGAUGUUUAUAGCUUUGGUGCUAUGCUUAUAGAACUGAUGACUAGAAAGAAGCCAUUUGACUAUAUGGCUAGCGAAGACAAUAUCCUUGUGGAACAUUUUGCUACCUUAUUUGCAGAAGGCAAUUUGUCACUAAUAUUAGAUCCACAAGUUAUGAAUGAGGGUGGUAACCUAAUUGAAGAAAUCGCUGGAAUUGCAGUAGCAUGUGUAAAAUUAAGAAGGAGGGAACGACCAACCAUGAGAGAAGUGGAAUUGAGAUUGCAAGUCGCUCAAUCAUCUAAGGGAUUUAAGGCGGAUGUUAAUACUAUAGUUGAUUCCCUGUUACAUAGAGAUGAAAGAAUCAGAGAGGGGUUGACUAGCAGACAAUAUAGUAUGGAAGAAGAGUUUAUGUUAUCUGCAAGAUACCCGCGGUAG
Molecule: messenger RNA, 1260 nt
Organism: Aegilops tauschii subsp. strangulata
Lineage: Eukaryota; Viridiplantae; Streptophyta; Magnoliopsida; Poales; Poaceae
Product: wall-associated receptor kinase 3-like
Biological process (GO): protein phosphorylation; cell surface receptor signaling pathway
Cellular component (GO): plasma membrane
Molecular function (GO): ATP binding; protein serine/threonine kinase activity
Source: RefSeq, a predicted model, not a curated record